Messenger RNA from Alexandromys fortis (reed vole), 2169 nucleotides. RefSeq names its product exosome component 4 (gene Exosc4). Bases 1391 to 2128 code for a protein of 245 amino acids. NCBI's taxonomy places the organism in Eukaryota, Metazoa, Chordata, Mammalia, Rodentia, Cricetidae. Gene Ontology annotation, biological process: nuclear mRNA surveillance; poly(A)-dependent snoRNA 3'-end processing; U4 snRNA 3'-end processing. The transcript has 3 exons. Gene Ontology annotation, cellular component: cytoplasmic exosome (RNase complex); nuclear exosome (RNase complex); nucleolus. The record is from RefSeq and is a predicted model, not a curated record.
GGGUGAGAAAAGAUAACAUACUUAGAAUCCAGACUCAUGAGCCCCUCACUAGGAACAGCGCCCCUUAAUUAUAAGCCCCUGGGACACAUCAGGCAGUACAAGAGGACGUGGUAGGAAUAUAAUCUGCUCUACCUACCCCAUGGGUAUGAAGCAGACAACAAAAACAUUAACUCCAAGCUGGAUGUUGUGGCAGGAACUAUAAUCACAGCACUAGGAAGGCUCUGGUCGGAGGACUUAUCAGUUCAAGGCCAACCGAAAUACAUAAAAGCUCAAAAAAGCAACAAUUAUAACAACAACAAAAACUGAGAUUCAUAUCAACAUUCCAAAAAGCAACAACAAAAUCUCAGGACUAUUUGAGUUUCUUAUUUUGUGAGUAAAAACACUCCAAAGAAAGUGAAUACUAGACGAUCCUAUCUUAAAAAAUAAUUAGAACUCCAGAAGCUGAAGCUGCUAUACAGCUGCACAUUCAAUUGCGGGCGUUUUGUGCUUGUAGUCUUGAGGUGGAGAAAACUUGCUAGCCACGGUAAGGGAGGGGAAGUUAUGGAUUUAAUCAAGCAAAUGAAAAAAAAAACCUGAAAACUAAAAACGGCUCCACAAAGAAAAUAAUGACGUGUAUAACAAAAAAUUAUGCUUGGCUAGGAGGUCGUGGCUCACACCUUUAAUCCCAGACUCGGAAGGCAGAGGCAGGCAGAUCUCUAUAAAUUUGAAGGCAGCCUGGUCUACAGAGUGAGUUUCAGGGCAGCCAGGAGAGAAAUUUUGUCUCGAAAAAGAAGCAAACAAACAAAAAGCACAAACAACCACAAAAAAGUGCUUAAACUAACCACUGUAAAAAAAAAAAAAACAAAAAAACUACACGGUUGAAAAGGCAAAAAUGCUAAGGACCCAGGCUCAAUUCCCAGCACUCAUAAAGUGGCUCACAACUGCCUGUAACUCCUGUUCUAGGGAACCUGAUGCCUUCUUCUGACCUCCACGGGACGAGGCGCAUAAAUGGAGAACAGACAUAAAUACAAGUAAAACAUCCAUAGAAUAAAAAUAAAGAUAUGCAAUUAAAAAAAGGCCAAAAACUGUCUCCGCUGGAAUGAGAGCCUCCAACAAACCAAAGAUGUCCAAAGAGAAGCCCGUCUUCAGGGCCUUCCCCCUUCGCCGACCCCAGAAGAGCUGAAAAAACGGCUCGGCUCAGGCCUUCGGUUUCCAGGCCCAGAACGACCUAACCGGACGUCUAGGAAGCCGACGCUGCCGCGAUCCGUAGCUGUAUCGAACCGGAAGGGGAGGAGUUCAACGGAAGUUGUUCACCGAGCCCGAAAUAAGAACGGACCGCCGGAAGCCGCAGGUACUAGAGGCCCGAGUCGCUAGCGUUGAGCUCUCGGAGGCGGAGGGAGGAGCGUACAACAUGGCCGGGCUGGAGCUGCUCUCCGAUCAGGGUUACCGGAUAGACGGUCGGCGCGCCGGGGAGCUGCGCAAGAUCCAAGCGCGUAUGGGUGUGUUUGCGCAGGCUGACGGCUCGGCUUACAUCGAACAGGGCAAUACCAAGGCGUUGGCGGUAGUCUACGGACCUCACGAGAUCCGAGGCUCCCGGUCUCGAGCCUUGCCUGACCGGGCCCUAGUGAACUGUCAGUAUAGUUCAGCAACCUUCAGCACAGGUGAGCGCAAGCGAAGGCCCCAUGGGGACCGGAAGUCUUGUGAGAUGGGGCUGCAAUUACGCCAGACCUUCGAGGCAGCCAUCCUCACACAGCUGCACCCACGCUCUCAGAUUGACAUCUAUGUGCAGGUGUUGCAAGCAGAUGGUGGAACCUAUGCAGCAUGCGUGAAUGCAGCUACGCUAGCAGUGAUGGAUGCUGGGAUACCCAUGCGGGACUUUGUAUGUGCCUGUUCAGCUGGCUUUGUUGAUGGCACAGCCCUAGCGGACCUCAGCCACGUGGAGGAAGCAGCUGGAGGGCCCCAGCUAGCCCUGGCCCUGCUGCCAGCCUCGGGCCAGAUUGCACUACUUGAGAUGGAUUCGAGGCUACAUGAAGACCACUUGGAACAAGUGCUGGAGGCUGCUGCCCAGGCAGCCCGAGACGUGCACACUCUGCUGGAUCGUGUAGUCCGGCAGCAUGUGCAGGAGGCCUCUAUCUUACUGGGGGACUGAGUGCCAACAACCCCAUCCAGAAUAAAAGCCUGUUCUUCUGC